This is a messenger RNA of Rubroshorea leprosula, 899 nucleotides long. The record is from the annotation of a GenBank genome assembly. Lineage: Eukaryota; Viridiplantae; Streptophyta; Magnoliopsida; Malvales; Dipterocarpaceae.
CCCUAGCUGAUCUCUGCCUCCCAAUCUCUCACCGUCACCGGAGGUGAUGCUACCUUUGCUCCAUCAUUGUCCAUAGAUAUUCUCAAGUUUCAUUUGCUGCCCUUUCCGUUCCCCCGUCGGUCCUCAUCUCGCAAGGAAGCAAGGCCGCUGCUCUUCCACUUCGUGCUCUGCUCACAUCGAGCCGGCAAUACCAGGAAAUUGUAUUGGUUUAUUAAUUAAGGAACAAGAUGAGGUUGGAGAAGUGCUGGUUUUGUUCUUCCACAAUAUAUCCAGGGCGUGGUAUUCAGUUUGUCCGCAAUGAUGCCAAGAUUUUCCGCUUUUGUAGAUCAAAAUGCCACAAAAACUUUAAGAUGAAGAGGAAUCCUCGAAAAGUAAAAUGGACCAAAGCUUAUAGACGAUUGCAUGGAAAGGACAUGACACAGGAUUCAACAUUCGAGUUUGAGAGGAAGCGUAAUAGGCCAGAGAGAUAUGAUAGAAACCUUGCAGAAAACACUUUGAAGGCCAUUAAAAAGAUAGAUAAAAUCAGUUCAGAUAGGCAGAAACACCACAUAUCCACCAGGCUUAAUACAGGCAAAGUCAAAAAGAGGAAGGAGGCAAGAAACGAAUUGAACCAGAGCAUUCACAUGAUCAAAGCCCCAUCAGCUCUCAAAGAAGAUUCAUCUCUUACUCUCCCGAAAAUCAAGGUCAAGGUCUCACAAACUCUGGCCGAAGAGAAUCAGCCAAUGGAAGAGUAAAUUUGGUUCCACCCUCUCUCUAUGUUGUUCUGUUCCACCGUGUAGCUAUCAUGAAAUGCUUGUUGUGUGGAUGCAAAAGUUGUCUAAAAUUUUGAGAAGCCUAUCAAAACUUUAUUGUUAUUGUUUUUCUGAAUACUGGAUCCUUGGAAACCAUUAUUAACUAAU